GUCAAAGCUUUGUAUCGGGUCGUUGCAUUGGUUGCUUGCUUUGUUGAUUUAUAUUUCUCUAAUAAUAAAGCGAUAGCUUAUCUUUCAGAUUCAGGACAGCCACGCCACGACGGUUAUUGGCAAUUGGUUUAAUAUUAUAUUGUCGCCGCGCCUCUUACGAUAAAUUUAUCGCACGGAUACGUCACUUUUGCAAAAUUCGAAACACAUGCUUUAAAAUUUAUGUACUGUUAAUUUUGUGACCAUAAGUGGAUGUGCUGUGCUAAUCUAUAAGUUUAAAUAAAAAAACCUUAAUUCGAGUGAAAUAAAGUAUAAAAUUAGUGGUUAAUUUAUCAAAAUGUCGGCGUUAAAUAAUUUCUCCGUGUCAGUAGCGAGAAGCUUGCGGCGUCUUCGUAAUAAAGACCUGACGAAUGAUUUACCGACGCGGUCUCCGAAGCGUCGUGGGAGUUCGGCCUCAAAAGAACUAGACCCGAAAAUGAAAAUGGACAAAUGUCUGAUUGUUUCAAAGGCCACAAGAUACGACUACGAAAAACAUAGUCACGAUAAUAUAUCGGACGUGGAGUUGGAGAGGAUAUUGAGGCAGCGCGGUUCAGACUACGACAUGAUCAUGGCGAACCACAGAGAACAGAAGGCGUUUGAGGAGGGCAUCGCGAAAAAUCUCAAGGACAUGGGCAUCAAGGUUGAAAUGGCUAGCAGACGUACGUACAAUGAUGAAUUGAUAAAGUGGUGCGACGUUGUGGUGCCCUGUGGUGGGGACGGAACUUUUUUAUUGGCGGCCUCAAGAGUCCGAGAUCCCAAUAAGCCCGUGAUAGGUUUGAACAGCGCCCCGCACAAGUCCGUGGGACGUCUCUGUCUGCCCACGUGGUGCUCGAACGAUGUGAAGGGCGCGCUCCACGCCCUCAAGGAGGGUCGAUUCCGUUGGAUGCGUCGUUCAAGGAUACGCACGACGGUCACCUGCGAACCUAAACACCUGGACACCAUCACGCCAGUCGACUUACACACGCUGCAUUACAGCAGGUACCCGCCUGUGCAUAGCGCAGAAUACAACACAGACACCAAGAGGCCACUCGGAAUAGACGCACAAGGAGAUAACUCCACAUUGGCCACCAAGGUUCUGCCGUUUCUGGCGUUGAAUGAGGUUUUCAUAGGCGAGAGCGUGACGUCUAGGGUUUCGGUACUGAGGUUGCAGAUCGACAACGGCAAGUGGACGCACACGAAAAGCUCCGGCCUCUGCGUGACCACCGGAACCGGAAGCACCUCCUGGCAUUUCAGCAUAAACUGCCUCAGAACGCAUUCGGUUCUCGAACUGAUGAAGAUACUGGCCCAAGAUUACAACGUUAAGCUCGACACGAGUCUAGAGAAAGCCCGGGAGGUCGCCGAGAGAUACAACAAGAAGCUCAUGUUCGGACCUGAAUCGGAGCAGCUCGCAUAUUCAGUCCGGGAGUACAUAACUUUCGAGGAGUGGCCGGCGCCGCGGGGGCUGCGCGUCCGGGACCGCGCGUCCGCCGUCUGCGUGCGCUCGCACUGCACUGACGCAGGGCUAGUCAUAGACGGCAGUGUAUCCUUCCCGUUCAACGACGGUACUGAGGCUCUCCUGGAGAUCCACCCGGAGGACUCCCUUAUGACCGUGCAAAUGGACGACGCUUUACCGUAUUGAACUAGUUCAAUGAAAAAACAACUGUAUUUAGAUCAAUAUAGAAUCUAAAAUAAUAAUUCAAUAAUAACGGCUGAAUAAAAUAUAAUAUAUUUCCUGUGAACAGUGAACGUUUUGUUGGAUUAAAGAUUAGAUCGAAGAAUGUAAGGGACGUAAAAAAAAAUAUUUUAAUAAAAUAAACUAAAUGUCGUGUCGUGUCGUGUCGUACGGUAUAAAUGUCGGGUGUUAGAGCGAAUAUAGCUUUAGCUUAAAUCGUCUGAGACACACAGCCUAGCGUUGUAUGAAGGCUGUCAAAUGUUCUGUCAAUGUCACUUAUUUGUAGUAGUAGUUCUAUUUUUCCGACUGGAAAGUCGAAGAUGUCACACUAUACAGCCUAAUCGUUUGUAUACUCUGCUAUAUAAAAAAAAAAUUGUGUUUAAAAUGUUAUGAGUGGAUGAAGUUGUGUGUAUUUGAGACUGUAUAGGAUGAAAUAAAAUAUCAGUAAAAUUGUGUUUAUUUAUAAAUACUUGUGGACUUUUUGGAAGAACCCGAGGAGCUACGUCCAGCGACUGUUUCAUUUUCCCACAUUUAUGCACUUUCACCGACUCCUAACGGUUAAUAAACCAACGUUAUUAAACAUUUAAACCCGAAGAAACACAAUACUAACAAAACAAAUGAAUUCAUACGACUUGGCAACCUGUGUUCAUUCCCGUCAAAAGGUGACGCUUAUUUGACAAAUGAAAAUCUGUACAAAUAAAAUAGUUCUAAUAUGAUGACUUUUUGGCGGGAACGCGUUGAGUGAAGUUGUGUGAUUUGUUUUAUUUUGUCUAUUUAGUGUUUCUUCAGGUUUAAAUGUGUAAUAACGGUGAUUUAUGAACUGUUUAAUAUCUGUGAAAGUGCACAAAUGUGCGAAAAUGAAACAAAACCGCUGGACGUAACUUCUCGAGAUCCUCGAAAAAGUCUCAGUAAAUGACCACCAUUUUACUAGAUUAUAUUUCAUCUCAUAUCAUAUCAUCUAUUUUCAUUUCAUUUCAUGCCAUGUUUCAUAUUAAUCAACUUCUUUUCAUUUUAUAAUAUCAUUUUUCAUAUAAUAAAAUAUAUAUAAAAGAUUAAGGCUGUAUGAUAUGAUACCUUUGCCUUUCCAGUUGGAAAAAUAGAACUACUACUAUAUAAUAUUAUUAUAACAUUUUAGUUUAGGCAGUAAAUAUGUUAAUAAUUAAAUAGUAUUUUUAAGGUGUUGUAACAAAAUGUGUAAGUUUUUUAUAUCUAAGUAGAUUUUGUUUUGGCUUAGCAUCAAUCAAUGGCCAGUAAGACUGAGAUAUAUAUAUUUAUUAUGGUUGAAUGUUUUUGUUUGUUUGGUUUUUGUGUUCCGUUCAUUUCUAAACACGUCUAGAAUUCGAUUUUGAGAUUUAGUGAAAAUAAAUAUGGAAUUUAAUUAAAAAUGUUACGCAAAAGUCAAUCACUACAUUAUACUGAGUGUAUUUAUUGUGUUAGAAAAGAACAUACUGUGAAUAAUAAUGACGAUAUGUGAGUCGUCUAUUAUCAAAGGUGGCAAUCUGUGCAUUUGGACAAAAAAAUGUUAUUGAUAUGUCAAUACAGAUUGAUUUGAAUAUAAUCGUCUCCUUCAAAGAAUACGGUUCAAAACCUGCAUUAAAUAAAGGUUAAUAGUUAACCUGUUAUUUAUCUAAGAUGUCGUUCAGAAGAGUUUUGUGACUGCCAAUGGAAUACAAAGUCAAUAAUUCGAUUUUCUGAUUUACCAAUAAUUGUCCAAAAGUCACAUUGCCGGCUUUGAUAAUAGUCGACUCAUGUGCAAUGAAAAAAAAUUAUGAAUAACAAUUUAUUUCGCAAUUAGUCGGCAUUGUGUUACGCUCUCUGGGAAAAUGUAUUAAGGGGGUAUGUUUGCAAUUAAUAGAAAUCAAACCCGCAAAAUUAUAAUUUGCGUAAUUACCGGUGGUAGGACCUCUUGUGAGUCCGCACGGGUAGGUAUCACCGCCCUGCCUAUUCCUGCCGUGGAGCAGUAAUGCGUUUCGGUUUGAAGGGCGGGGCAGCCGUUGUAACUAUACUGAGAUCUUAGAACUUAUAUCUCAAGGUGGGUGGCGCAUUUACGUUGUAAAUGUCUAUGGGCUCCAGUAACCACUUAACACCAGGUGGGCUGUAAGCUCGUCCACCCAUCUAAGCAAUAAAAAAUAAAAAAAUUACCUAGCAACACCCGUGUGCAUUAAUGUUGCCAUAUGAGAAAUUAAAAUACAAAAUUAUUAAUGUGUUCGAAUUAGCUUUUUUUUACGAUUGAAGAAUUACUGGUGGCACGGAGGCCUUUCCAGUUUCACGAGGACAGCUGGGCGAGCAAAGGCUCAGCCAGGAGGGCUGGGAUUUGCUAACAGCUGCCCGAGCGCCUCCGAAGGAGACCUAAAAAUACAAGAGCAGCUGUUUCGCGAAUCAAUCUACUACCGGAUCGGAAACGCGACCCGCUGAGAAGAUCCGGCGAGAAACUCAGUGGGCUUGUGUCGUUGAUUCAAAUGUUACAGUAUUCGAAACAAAGUGAUGACAAAUAAAAAAAGCGAAAAUAAACCGUAAAAGAAGUUUUAAUCAUUUAAAAAAAAAAGGUAUAAAUAUGUAGUUUUACGUAGUUUGAAGGGCGGGGCAGCCGUUGUAACUAUACUGAGAUCUUAGAACUUAUAUCUCAAGGUGGGUGGUGCAUUUACGUCGUAGAUGUCUAUGGGCUCCAGUUACCAUUUAACACCGGGUCGGCUGUGAGCUCGUCCACUCAUCUAAGAAAAAAAAAACCUAUUCGUGUAAGUGUAAAAUUUUGUAAAAUUUAAUUUAAGAGAUAGCACAAUAUAAUAUUAUGUUUUAUUACAGUUUAGUUUGUCUUAGAUUUAGAAUGGCCUAUUAUUAUUCCAAUAUUAUUUUAUGGUAAUUUAACAAUAGUAAAAUGUGAAAUGUAUCGAUUUGUGUAUUUUAAUUGAGUUAUAACGGAAUUAUUAACACUAGUGCUGGCGCUUCGUAAUAAUAAAAUCGAUUAAUAUAAAAAAA
Bombyx mori (domestic silkworm) is the source of this 4663-nucleotide messenger RNA. It is a transcript of the gene Nadk2, whose product is annotated as NAD kinase 2, mitochondrial. NCBI's taxonomy places the organism in Eukaryota, Metazoa, Arthropoda, Insecta, Lepidoptera, Bombycidae. The transcript is spliced from 11 exons. Gene Ontology annotation, biological process: NADP+ biosynthetic process; NAD+ metabolic process. The coding region runs from base 335 to 1654 and encodes 439 amino acids. The record is from RefSeq and is a predicted model, not a curated record. Gene Ontology annotation, molecular function: NAD+ kinase activity. Gene Ontology annotation, cellular component: mitochondrion.